Messenger RNA from Tripterygium wilfordii, 4390 nucleotides. RefSeq names its product kinesin-like protein KIN-14B. The record is from RefSeq and is a predicted model, not a curated record. Gene Ontology annotation, biological process: microtubule-based movement. The coding region runs from base 214 to 4089 and encodes 1291 amino acids. The transcript is spliced from 23 exons. NCBI's taxonomy places the organism in Eukaryota, Viridiplantae, Streptophyta, Magnoliopsida, Celastrales, Celastraceae. Gene Ontology annotation, molecular function: microtubule motor activity; microtubule binding; ATP binding.
AAGAGUGUCCACAUUUAAUCAAACGACGCCGUCUAUUAGCUCCUGCAUAUUAAAUGGCCAAAGAGGGAAACCACAGCCAAGUAAUGAAUAAAAUGGCUCGCAGCAGGUGAUCUCUCCGCGGAGAGAGAGGGAACCUUCUCAUUUCGUGUUCAAAUUUUGAGCUCUGUAGAGUAAAUCGAGUGAGCUAGGUUUUCUCGUCCUUUGGUGAGGGAAAUGGCCGAGCUGAGAAACAGAUGGAACUGGGAGGUGAGCGGGUUCGAGCCGAGGAAGUCCUCAUCGUCGUCGUCUCCUUUCGAGCCGGAGGAUCGCAGGGCGAGUGUUGCCCCGCUUGUGCGGCGCUACUCGAUCUCGGCGGCCUCAGUUGUGGCAAAUUCGGAGUUUUCAUCGAAGCACGCACUGGCCAACAAGGUCCAGCGAUUGGAGGACAAAGUUAAGGCUGUGAAAGAAGAUUUCUUGGAGUUAAGACAAGAAGCAAGUGACCUUCAAGAAUACUCUAAUGCCAAACUCGAUCGAGUUCUGCGUUACUUAGGUGUUCUUGCUGAGAAAACUCGUAACUUAGAUCAAGUUGCCAUUGAAACUGAGGCUAGAAUAUAUCCUCUGAUAGUUGAGAAGAGAAGAUUGUUUAAUGACUUAUUGACAGCCAAAGGAAACAUAAAGGUAUUUUGUCGUACAAGACCAUUAUUUGAAGAUGAAGGUCCCUCUGUUGUUGAAUUUCCUGAUGAUUGUACUAUCCGUGUCAAUACUGGCAGUGGCAGUGACAACAUCUCCACCCCCAAAAAGGAUUUUGAGUUUGAUAGAGUUUAUGGACCUCAUGUAGGGCAAGCUGAACUUUUCACUGAUGUUCAGCCUUUUGUGCAAUCUUCUCUGGAUGGAUAUAAUGUUUCCAUAUUUGCUUAUGGGAAAACUCACUCGGGAAAGACACAUACUAUGGAAGGAUCUAGCCAUGAUCGUGGUUUAUACUUUCGUUGUUUUGAGGAAUUGUUUGAUUUAGCCAACUCAGACUCAACUUCUGCUUCUCGAUUCAACUUUUCAGUGACAGUUUUUGAUCUCUACAAUGAAAAGAUUAGGGAUCUACUCUCGGAAUCUGGGAGUGCUUUACCAAAGAUACAAAUGGGAUCGCUGGAAUAUUUUGUUGAUCUCAUGCAGGAAAAAAUUGAUAAUCCAUUGGACUUCUCUAGAGUACUAAAAGCUGCAUUUCAGUGCAGAGGAAGUGAUGAUGUGUCAAAGAAGUUCAAUGUUUCUCAUUUGAUCAUUACAAUUCAUAUAUAUUACAGCAACUUGAUCACUGGAGAAAACUUAUACAGUAAGCUUUCUCUGGUUGACUUGGCUGGUAGUGAAGGUUCAAUUGUGGAAGAUGAAAGUGGGGAGCGUGUGACAGAAUUGCUUCAUGUCAUGAAAUCGCUUUCAGCGUUGGGAGAUGUUUUAUCUGCUCUGACUUCUAAGAAGGAUUUUGUUCCUUAUGAGAACUCAGUGCUUACGAAAGUACUGGCAGACUCACUAGGGGGAAGCUCGAAAGCUUUGAUGAUAGUCAAUGUUUGUCCAAAUGCCGCAAAUUUGUCUGAGACAUUAUCAUCCCUGAAUUUCUCUGCCAGAGCUCGAAGUGCGGUGCUAAGCCUUGGAAACCGUGAUACAAUUAAGAAAUGGAAAGAUGCUGCAAAUGAUGCGCGGAAGGAGUUGUACGAAAGGGAAAAGGAAAUCCAAGAUCUAAAACAAGAGGGCUUGGGAUUAAAGCAAGCUCUUAAAGAGGCAAAUGACCAGUGUGUGCUACUCUUUAAUGAGGUUCAGAAGGCCUGGAAAGUUUCUUUCACACUGCAGACAGAUUUAAAGUCUGAGAACAUUAUGCUUAUGGAAAAACAUAAAAUAGAGAAGGAACAAAAUGCUCAGCUCAGAAAUCAAGUAGCUCAACUAUUACAAUUGGAACAGGAACAAAAGAUAGAGAUAAAACAACGAGAUUCCACUAUUCAGACAUUGCAGGCCAAAAUAAAAAACAUGGAAUCAGAACUCAACGAAGCCCAGCGGUCCAGUCUAGGUGGGUCAAAACUUGGCGCAGAAGUGGUUUCUGGAGUUCAGUCAAUUUCCAAUGCAACUGGGGAUGACAUGGAUUCUUCAGCAGUGACUAAGAAACUUGAAGAAGAACUUAAAAAGCGUGAUGCGCUGAUUGAGAGGUUGCAUGAAGAAAAUGAGAAAUUGUUUGAUAGGUUGACGGAGAAGGCUUCAUUGGUUGCAUCACCUCAGCUAUCAAGUCCGUUAUCUAGAGGACCAGUGAAUGUUCAGCCUCGGGAAGUUGAAAGGGAUGGUAAUAACGAUAAAGGGCGUUCUACAGAUGUUCUUCCUUUGCCUUUAAGUGAGGGCACGAUUGCUUUGGUUAAGUCAAGCUCUGAGAAUGUUAAAACAACCCGUGCGGGAGAAUACAUGACUGCGGCUCUUAAUGACUUUGAUCCUGAACAGUAUGACAGCCUUGCAGCCAUUUCAGAUGGUGCAAACAAGCUAUUGAUGCUGGUUUUGGCAGCCGUCAUUAAAGCAGGUGCUUCUAGAGAGCAUGAAAUACUUGCUGAAAUUAGAGAUGCAGUAUUCUCUUUUAUCCGUAAAAUGGAACCCAAAAGGGUAAUGGAUACUAUGCUCGUGUCCCGUGUCAGGAUAUUGUAUAUCAGAUCCUUGCUUGCAAGAUCACCUGAGUUGCAGUCCAUCAAGGUGUCCCCUGUUGAGUGCUUUUUGGAAAAGGCAAGUACUGGGCGCAGUAGAAGCUCUAGUCGGGGUAACAGCCCUGGAAGAUCUCCUGUGCGUUAUGUUGAUGAGAAAAUUCAGGGGUUUAAAGUCAACAUUAAGCAGGAAAAGAAAUCCAAGCUAUCAUCUGUUGUUUUGAGGAUGCGGGGAAUUGAUCAGGAUACAUGGAGGCAUCACGUUACUGGUGGAAAACUGAUGGAAAUACAAGAGGAAGCCAAAAGUUUUGCAACUGGAAACAAGGCUCUCGCUGCACUCUUUGUCCACACUCCAGCCGGCGAGCUGCAGCGUCAAAUUAGAUCCUGGCUUGCUGAAAACUUUGAGUUUCUUUCUGUUACAGGGGAUGAUGCAAUGGGGGGGACCACUGGCCAAUUAGAGCUUCUCUCAACUGCAAUUAUGGAUGGUUGGAUGGCUGGGCUUGGUGCAGCCAUGCCUCCAAGUACAGAUGCUCUUGGUCAGCUUCUAUCUGAAUAUUCGAAACGGGUCUAUACCUCUCAGUUACAACACUUGAAAGAUAUUGCUGGCACUUUAGCAACUGAGGAGGCAGAAGAUGCUGCACAAGCGGCAAAGCUGCGUUCGGCUCUUGAGUCUGUUGAUCACAAAAGAAGAAAGAUUUUGCAGCAAAUGAGAAGUGAUGCAGCCUUAAUAACACUGCAAGAUGAAGGAUCACCAGUACAAAAUCCUUCUACAGCAGCUGAAGAUGCACGACUGGCGUCUCUUAUUUCUCUUGAUGGCAUAUUGAAGCAAGUCAAGGAAAUACUGACACAAUCCUCUGUAAGUGCCCUGAGUAAAAGCAAGAAAAAGACGUUGCUUGCAUCUCUAGAUGAACUUGCAGAACGGAUGCCUUCCCUUCUUGACAUUGAUCAUCCUUGUGCCCAACGACAAAUUGCAGAUGCCCGGCAUCUUGUGGAGUCAAUUCCUGAAGAAGAUGACCGCCUUUAUGUAGCAUCACAUGUCCGCAAACCAUCUGCAGAUUCGGGGUCUGGUACUGAAACUGAUGUGGCACAGUGGAAUGUUCUGCAGUUCAACACGGGCUCAACAACCCCAUUCAUUAUAAAAUGUGGGGCUAACUCAAAUUCUGAACUAGUAAUAAAAGCAGAUGCCCGGGUUCAGGAACCAAAAGGUGGUGAAAUUGUAAGGGUAGUCCCGAAACCAUCUGUCUUGGAAAAUAUGAGCUUGGAGGAUAUGAAACAGUUAUUCUCUCAGCUCCCUGAGGCUCUGAGCUUGCUUGCCCUGGCAAGAACUGCAGAUGGUUCUCGAGCUCGUUAUUCUAGACUCUACAGGACAUUGGCCAUGAAGGUUCCAUCACUUAGGGAUCUGGUCGGUGAGCUUGAAAAGGGGGGAGUCUUAAAGGAUACGAGGUCAUGACUCUUGAGUGCAUUGUAUCUGAGAAUCCAUCGUAGUAUGUUCUGCUGUGUAACUGUGUUAAACCAUUUUUUUUAGAGUGAAUGCACGAGGGUUUUGAAAUAGUCUCAAGAGUGAAGGGAUGAGGGGUCUGAAAUCAUCUUUUUGUAUUUAUUUUGCUUAUGUAUUUCAGGGUUGCAUUGACAGCUGUGUAUUAUAUAAAAACAUGUAAUUUAUCCAUGUUAAUUACAUGUUUUUGAGUUGCAUAACUAACCCUGGUUGCUUUUGCUCACUUCCAUAUUUUAGGAAUUCAGUUUGUGCUUUA